Molecule: messenger RNA, 5135 nt
Organism: Esox lucius (northern pike)
Lineage: Eukaryota; Metazoa; Chordata; Actinopteri; Esociformes; Esocidae
Gene: trim2b
Product: tripartite motif containing 2b
Exons: 15
Coding region: 719-2848 (709 amino acids)
Biological process (GO): protein polyubiquitination; proteasome-mediated ubiquitin-dependent protein catabolic process; negative regulation of translation
Molecular function (GO): translation repressor activity; protein binding; ubiquitin protein ligase activity
Source: RefSeq, a predicted model, not a curated record
UCAGCUGCCGUAGUGAUCUCCUCUCCCUCCUCCCACUCCCUCCUCCCUCUCCCACCCCUUGGACGGAUGCAGCAUAACCGCCUGGCUGAGACACGGACGGGUGGAUCAGGUCUUUAUUGCUGUAACGAUGGACCCCCCGUGGAACGCCCAGGGAUCGUACCACCAGCACGACAACAGACGCUGAGUGUGUUUGUGUGGGUAUGCCGUCCCAGGUACUGAGGGAGAACAUGAGGUCAAUGAGUGUGAUUUCCUGAGGUGAAUUCAUUAUCCCAGGGAACACAAGGCCUUUUAUUUCCACCUCUCUGCAUAGCCACAUCCCUCUCCCCAUCCUGCAGAGGUGUGUCUGUAAUCUAGUCCCUCCCCUAGCUGUAGAAUGGGGUGUGUCUAGAUCCCGACCCAGGAAAGAGUGUCUCUCCAUCCAAUCCCUUCCCCCGGGUGCAGGCUGCAGAAAGGAGUGUGUCUAGAUACGGCAACUCGCUCAGGCUGCAGAAAGGGGUGUGUCUGUAAGUCUGCUCCCUCACCUAGCUGCAGAAGGGGUGUGUCUGUCAGUCUGGUCCCUCCCCUGGCUGCAGAAAGGGUUGUGUGUGUCAGUCUGGUCCCUCCCGUGGCUGCAGAAAGGGGUGUGUCUGUCAGUCUAGUCCCUCCCCUGGCUGCAGAAAGGGUUGUGUCUGUCAGUCUGGUCCCUCCCCUGGCUGCAGAAAGGGGUGUGUCUGUUCUGAUGGAGACGGGACAGCCGUCACCUGACAGCAGUAGUGAGGAGUGUACUGUCCUGGAGGCUCCGCUGGGCAAGAGACUGACCUGUCCCAUACACACUAACAAGGAGACAGUGCUGUACUGUUCGCGAUGUGAGGUAUGUGUGUGUGAGGAGUGUUUGUUGGAGGAGCACACAGACCAUACUGCGGUCCCCAUAUCAGAAGCCCUGGAGACACACCGGAAUGGCUUGCAGGAGAGAUUGGUGGCUGCGCAGAACAGACUGCCUCAGAUCUCUGAGGCCCUGAUCUCCGUUAGGGAGAUCCUCCAUCAGCUGACCAAUCAGAGAGCCUCGAUCGAGGAGGACAUCCACGUCAGCUUUGAGGAACUCCACAAGACCUUGGACAUCAGGAAGAGUGUUCUGCUGAUGGAGCUGGAGGUCACCUACGGACUUAAGCAGAAGGUCCUGCAGUCCCAACUGGAAACCCUCCUUCACGGCCAGGAGGGCAUCAUCUACACCUGUACCCAGACAGAAGAGGCUCUAAACGGGGAGGCCUGCACGGCAAACCUCCAGGCUGAGAGAGGCCUAGGAGAGAGGCUCGGAGAGCUAGCAAGCCAAGGGCUUCCGUUUCAACCUGAGGAAAACGACCAGCUGGACCUGCUGAUGGAGACAGAGGGUCUGAGGAGGUCAAUCCACAAUAUGGGGACCAUUGUCACCACCAGCGCUGUGGCGAGCCAGAGCGAGGCAUCGGGCUCAGGGCUGGAGCAGUGCAUCGUGGGUCUUCCAGCGUGCGUUACCAUAACAACCAGAGACAAGGCCGGGGGUCCCUGCAGGAGUGGCAACGCCAUUCUGUCUGCUGAGGUUACACACACACACACACACAUAUACACACACAUAUACACACACACAGACAUAUACACACACACACACACACACAGCAGAGACCGGUACGCCUGUUCUUUCUCCCCGAAGGUGUGUACCCCUGACGGCAGUGUGGCGGACGGCGAGCUCCUCGACCACAAGAACGGGACGUACGACUUCAUUUACACUGUAAACAAAGAAGGAGAGUUCUCAUUGGCUGUUAGACUAUAUGACCAGCACAUCAAAGGAAGUCCCUAUAGACUCCGGGUUACCAGAUCCACGGACCCUGAGGAGUCCCCGCCCACCACCGCUGCCACCUCAUUGGCCGCCACCGCCACCACAUCGACGGGCUCCUCCGAGGGGGCGAAGCGGAGGGGGAAGUCCCCGGGGUCCGGCAGCAAGAAGAAGGGGUCCCGGAGGACGGGCAGCGCUCUGGGAACCCCUAGACGAAGAGAGAACCCCAUCGAGGAUGACCUGAUUUUCAGGAUCGGUACUAAGGGGAGAAAUAAGGGAGAGUUUACUAACCUUCAAGGAGUUGCAGCAUCUUCCACUGGCAGGAUUCUAAUAGCAGAUAGCAAUAACCAAUGUGUCCAGAUCUUCUCCAAUGAGGGUGAGUUUAAGAGUCGUUUUGGGGUGAGGGGUCGCUCGCCAGGGCAACUCCAACGACCAACGGGUGUGGCUGUUCACCCGAAUGGUGACAUCAUAAUCGCAGACUAUGACAACAAGUGGGUCAGCAUCUUCUCUAGCGAGGGCAAGUACAAGGCCAAGCUGGGCUCUGGUAGACUGAUGGGUCCAAAGGGUGUGUCCGUGGAUAAGAACGGACAUGUGAUCGUUGUUGACAACAAAGCCUGCACCGUAUUCAUCUUUCAGCCAACCGGCAAGCUUGUUACUAAGUUUGGUAGCCGUGGGAACGGAGACAAGCAGUUUGCAGGUCCUCACUUUGCAGCUGUCAACAAUAGCAAUGAGAUCAUAGUGACGGAUUUCCACAACCACUCAGUCAAGGUGUUCACCCCUGAGGGAGAGCUGCUGUUGAAGUUUGGCUCUAACGGAGAGGGGAACGGUCAGUUUAAUGCCCCGACUGGCGUGGCUGUCGACAUUAACGGGAACAUCAUCGUAGCUGACUGGGGGAACAGCCGUAUUCAGGUAUUUGAUGGCAGUGGCUCCUUCCUGUCCUAUAUCAACACCUCAGCGGACCCUCUGUAUGGACCCCAGGGACUGGCCCUCACCUCUGACGGACAUGUUGUGGUGGCCGACUCUGGAAACCACUGCUUCAAGGUCUACAGAUACCUACAGUGACGAGGAGAGGGAGGGAUGGAGGUAAGGAGGAACAAUGGAGAGAUUAAUUAGCAGGAGCACUGAUAUAAGGUCUUCCACUAACUGUGGAACUGCCAGUAAAAUCAGCCCCACGCUCUCCUCUCACCUCCAUAACCCACUACUACUGGCCAGAGCUACACGGUGAGAGCACCUAUUGGUCGACUUCAAACACACCCAGGGGGUGGUUCCUUUGGCUCGUCAAGAUGAUGUCACAGCCGUGGGAGGAGCCUCCGUCUGUCUCGGAACAAGGCUUAAUGUCAAACGUAUCUCAGCCUGUUUACCUGAUCCCAAAUAAGGCGUACUGCUAUAAAUCCUUCGGAAUUAUGACACAGAUGGUUUGUCGGCAUUAUCGUAACAUGUUCUAUAGAAUCCUGACAAUGAAUGUAUGGAUUUUAUAGAACAUUCAUAUAGAUUGUUUGAGGAUCGCUGUCUGCAAAAUCAAAAGCGAAUGCUAAGCACUGUUCAGGAAUGUAGCCAUAGCUAUUGUAAUGGUCCAAAUGUAUAUCAAUGAAAUGAUUAAUGAUUGAUUGAUCCAUUGACUGAUUGAUGAAGCGUUAAGUGAAUCGUUAAAUCGUCUGGUGAAAAAGAUACCCUGUGCGUCCCAAAUCUCUCCCUGGUGCCCUGGUUGAAAGUAGUGCUCUACAGAGGGAAUAGGUUGUUAUUUGUGACACAGAUAUUAUAUAUUUGUUAAAUUAUCUUUACCAUUAAUUAUACAUUUAUCAUUAAAUACUCAAUAACUGUUUGCAAUUUAAUUGUCAUUAGUGCUGUAUCCUCUUUAGAAACAAAGGUCUAAUGUUUUAUUAAUAACUUUCUUGCCAAGAACUCCAAAUGAAUUCAUUAUUUGUGCUGUUGCUUGUCAGUACAAUGGCACGUAACUAAUAGUGGGAUAUCAGGGUAUUCUAGAACAAUACCAGAGUAUUCUAGAACAAUACCAGAGUAUUCUAGAACAAUACCAGAGUAUUCUUGAAGCAUGCUUCUUUUUAGUGACUGUACCAAUAUUUGAGCAUCCAAAAAAACAGUGCUCUGUCAGAACUGUCAUAAUUUUGGCAAAAUACUUCCCCAAAUUCCAUGUAGCUUUAAUAGUAAUCCUCAAGUAAGAUUCCAAGAAUAAGGAUGGGCGAGGUAAGCAAGAAUUAUCCCAGUAUGAUCAUUAAAAAAAAAUGUCUGCAUUGAUUUUGUGGGAAAUUAACUUUUCAAACCUAUUACUAUAAUUCAAUGCAGUAUCUGUGGGUUUUGGGUCUGGAUGAGUAAUCAGGGUUUUGCCAUAGAGAUACGCUGAAGCCAGUACUGCACAGAUGUAAAGCACAGGCCUCUUCCCACCUCUAUGGUAAAACCAGGAUCUGUCCAGGGGCUCUAUUUCAGUGUGUUUUUUGGUUUCAGCUAAACAUUCACACAACACUUAGAUUUGAUUUAGCAGCAGAGAACGUAGAGAAAACAUUGCUGAGACACAGCUUUCCUUUUCAAAAACCUUUUGGAUAUUAUUUAUUAAGUGAUGUAUUAUUUCGGAUAUGCUAUGGUGUUUAUAAUGCUAUUUAUUUAUUUAUUUAUAAACUGUUUAUGUUUUGAAUGAGACUGGAAAACAAAGUGCCCAUUGUACAUUUUCUUUUCAAUAUUAUACAGUAAAAUUAAAGUAUGUCAUGUUCAAGUCUAACUUGCUCAUCUGUGUUGGACGACAUUUGUGCAGAUUGUUUUUUGAGUGUCUUUUGAGUCUAUGAUAUCAUAGUGAAAAGAUUGUACACGUUUUUCUUCUUGAAUGUUCAUCUCAUGAUUUGAGACACCGCCUUAAUCAUUCACGUUGCCAUUUAAAAACAUGUUAUUUUCACGGUUUGAAUGUCAUUUUUUUUUACAUAGUUUGUAUGUCAUUUUGAAUUGUUUUACUAAUUCACAGAUGUAACCAUCUUGGUAGGUUGCCAAGUUCUUCCCUGAAUAUCCCCCCGUCUGAAUCUCAUCUGGAGCACUGUUCUGUAGCUACCAUUUGGAACCGCGUCAAAAGUACUGCAUUAUAUAAGGAACCUGGAAAUCACUGUUUUUCCGCCCUUGUCCCUUUAGACCAACUGGGUGUGCAGGUUUUCAUUCCAGCCCAGCACUAACACACCUGUGUUUAUCGCUGUAGUCACGUUUCGGAUGACAAGUUGACAAGCUGUAUUUGGUCUGCGUGGGACCAGGGUUGUCAAACAAUGAUGACAUCACAUUCAUCUUGACCCUAGACCCUGAUUGGUUACCUGGUAUUAACAAGACGCAGAAAUAAAGCAUUGAUUCAAAACUGAAA